GUGGUCGGCGUUGCAAUGGGGUAACAUCAGCGGACGAACCGUGCACUGUUAUCUUUUUCAAAACAAACCAGCGUUCUACACUAGCUGCCCUUUGUGAUACCUAGACGGAGGAGGAUGACUUGGAUGAAUGGAAACAAAGCGUUUUGUUGAUAUAUUACUAGCCACAACAAACAGUGUGUGUCACGCUGGAUUAGCUUUCAUUUUCCCGGAACAGCUCUCAAGUAUUUUUAGCGAACGUUAAAUGGCUAAUGUCAGCUAGCUUGUCAUGCAAUGGUAAAGCUAACUUCUGCUAGCUGACGUUAGCCGUAUUGGCAACCUUAGCUAAUGUCAUCAAAUCUAUGUGUUGACAGGUCGCAAGACGCAGCAUUUUAAAUUAACACAACUACCACUUCGGUGUUAACUAAUGUCGAAUUGGGUGAAACCUUAGUUUUAACGUAACGUUACAUCCGUCUCACCGUUAGCGUGUAACGUUAGCUUUCUUGCUAAUAAACGUUAAAUUGCCGUUAACGUGAGGCAAUAAUGGGCCACGUUCUUUGCCGGCCAGUGUGAAAGGUUAGUUUCUGCUUUUCCGGUGAUGUCAUGCCUGACUUGAAGUGCCCCUUGUACCCGGAGACCUGGUUCGCUUCACAGGGUUGAAGUGGUAAAGCACCCUCGGUGUUACAUUUUGGGCUUGUUUACCCGCAAGAUGCCUGGCAUCGUGGUGUUUGGUCGGCGGUGGGGGAUUGCCAGCGACGACUUGGUUUUCCCGGGAUUCUUUGAACUAUUCGUUCGUGUACUCUGGUGGAUUGGUACCAUGAUCCUGUUCACUUAUCACAGGGGCCGUUUCGAUUGUAACGGCAGGGGAUUCCUCCACAGCUAUCUGGUCGGACUGCUGGUCAUCCUGGCGCUCAUCAUCCUGUCGCUAUGUGCCAUCGUCCACAUCAGUAGCAAAGGUACCAUAACAAACCCCGGCCCGCGGCGCUCCAUCCCUGCACUGGUGUAUCUGCGAGCUCUCCUGUACGUCCCCGAGCUGGUGUGGGCGUGUCUGGGAGCCGUUUGGGUGUCCGAUGACAGUAAAGGCUGUGAUCCUGCCACGGUGGGUGCAGUCAUCGCAGCGGUGGUUGCCAGCUGGAUCCUCCUGCUGUUCACCGGGUUGGGCGUGGUGUUUGUGUUCGACCCGCUGGGCAACCCCCGCCGUGCGGCCGCCGCCACGGAGCCGCUGGGGGUACGCGACCUGCAGAGCAACGAGGGCACCCAGUUCCUCUCCACGGCCCGCUCCCUCGCCGUCAAGGUGUGGGAGAGCAGGCUGCGGCUGCUGUGCUGCUGUCUGCCGCAGGACGAAAGCCACCGAGCGGCGUUUUCCAGCAUCGCACAGCUCGUCGGCGGGUUCUUCUCCGACACGGACCUGGUGGCCAGUGACAUAGCGGCCGGUUUGGCCCUGCUGCACCAGGAGCAGGAUAAGAUGGAGCUAAGCAGAGACCCGGACGCAGUGGUCAACCACAGCCCUUCCUCUCCCAUCGGAGAGGACUUGGAGGCGGAGUUGGAGAAGGCGGCUCACUGCAUGCGGUUUGCCGCGGCGGCCUACGGCUGGCCGCUGUACGUUUACUCCAAUCCCCUGUCCGGGCCCUGCAAACUCAGCGGAGACUGCUGUAGAAGUCGUGCUGCCGAGUACGACAUCGUUGGAGGCGAGCACCUCGGCUGUCACUUUUCCUCCAUCCUGCACAGCACCGGUUUGCAGUACAGAGACUUCAUCCACGUCAGCUUCCACAACCAGAUCUAUGAGAUCCCGUUCUUUGUGGCUCUGGAUCACAAGAGGGAAGCUGUUCUGGUGGCCGUCAGAGGAACGCUGUCACUGAGGGACGUCUUGACGGACCUGUCUGCAGAAUGUGAGAACCUGCCCAUAGAAGGAGUGUCUGGAGCUUGCUACGCUCACAAGGGCAUGUGUCAGGCGGCGAGUUACAUCUACAAGAAGCUGGUCAACGAUGGCAUCCUGAACCAGGCUUUCUCCAUUGCGCCGGAGUACAAGCUGGUCAUCACGGGCCACAGUCUAGGUGCUGGGACGGCGUCCCUGCUGGCUAUCCUCCUGCGUAAUUCCUUUCCCAGCCUGCAAUGCUAUUCAUUCUCUCCACCAGGGGGACUCUUGAGUAAAGCAUUAGCUGAUUACUCCAAAGACUUUGUGGUCUCAGUGGUGCUUGGAAAGGAUCUGGUUCCCAGAUUGAGCAUUCCCAAUAUGGAGGACCUGAAGAGAAAGCUUCUUAAAAUCGUUUCAAACUGCAAUAGGCCCAAGUACCGCAUUCUGCUGCAGGGGUGUUGGUACGAGCUCUUCGGGGGAGACCCUGACGACUUCCCCACCGAGAUGGACAACAGGAGGGAGGAGGAGCUGACCCAGCCGCUGCUGGGGGAGGAGUCACUCAUGAUUCGCCACUCGUCAUCCUAUCAGAGCUUGGCGUCGGACGACUCACCCGCCCGCACGGCCGCCCACUUACCCCUCUUCCUGCCCGGACGCAUUCUGCACAUCACAGAGGACGGACCGUCGCGGAGAUCCUGCUUUUCCCAGGUGCGCUUCCGGGCUGACUGGUCCAAUGAAAUGGCGUUCAGGAGUAUUUUGAUCAGCCCCAGGAUGCUCGCCGAUCACAUGCCCGACGCUGUGCUGCAAGCACUCAAGAGUCUGACCAGCGAAAGGCCCUUCUCCCUGUGCCCGUCGUCUUUAAACGGCAACCAGCACAACGGCGUCUGAGAGGCGUGGCCGAGGCCGACUCCACGGCCCUGUGCUCCCAGACUCCACCGUCUUUUUUCAAGCCUGCUACAGUUUCAUCAACUCCACACCUGAUCCAAGACCCCCAUGGAUACUUGAUGCUCUUCAUUCUGACCCUGCUUGCAGAACCGAUCCCUAAGGCCCCUCAUCUCAUGCACAUUUGGAUAGAAGAUUGUUUUGGCUGUGCCACACAGGACCGAACAUGAUCAGUUAAGGCGCAGGAACUAUUUCUUAAAAAAUUGCACUUUUAAUUUUGGAAUUUAAACCAUUUGUUUUACUUCCAACACCCCGAGUUACUCCAUGAAUAACUUAAAGCCAUGAUCUUUGAAUGUGUGUUGUGCAUAAUGUUUUGCUGUAAUGUCAGUGUUCUACAUUGUAUGUUCCACGUCGGUGGGAGAUGACCAAGGGGCAGUCGGAUUCUGGAUGUAUGGACGCUGGGGGUAUCGUUUACGUCGAAAUGUGGACUGAAGCAUUGCGUCUUUAUAGUAUUGUGACUGUGAUGAGUCUGUCUUGUCUUUGUUGUGUUGAAACAUCAGGGUGAACAGUGCCUAUGCAUUCUAGAAAAAUAAGUCGACCGAUGCUUUAAAGUAAAGGGCAGAGCCGAGUGCAGUGUGUUUACAAUUAUUUCUGCAUAUCCCAUGAUGCAGUAUGAAUAGUGCAUGUUGUUGAAAAGGGUAAGAAAGAUUGGAAUCUGUUUACUUGCCAUGAAUAUCACCGCAUCUUCAGGUAAGGACUGAUAUUUAAGUUUGAGUCAAAGUAUGCCUGCAUAAUUAUUACACAUUCAAUAGAUUGUAUUGGACGUGUUGAUGCAAAUAAAAGGUCUUGUUUAGCA
Messenger RNA from Pungitius pungitius (ninespine stickleback), 3566 nucleotides. RefSeq names its product diacylglycerol lipase, beta (gene daglb). The record is from RefSeq and is a predicted model, not a curated record. NCBI's taxonomy places the organism in Eukaryota, Metazoa, Chordata, Actinopteri, Perciformes, Gasterosteidae. The transcript is spliced from 15 exons. Gene Ontology annotation, biological process: arachidonate metabolic process; neurogenesis; diacylglycerol catabolic process. The coding region runs from base 686 to 2716 and encodes 676 amino acids. Gene Ontology annotation, molecular function: triacylglycerol lipase activity. Gene Ontology annotation, cellular component: cytoplasm; plasma membrane.